GAGAGGGAGGAAGAUUGAUCAUUUGUCCUGGGCCUUACAUCCCAUCGGCAAAACACUUUCAUUCUUUCUCCAACGCCACUAUUCUCCUUUUUUUGAUUGGAUUACAGGUAAUGAGGAGUCUUGCCUUGUGUUUUUGAUUUUGUUGCUUUUUUGGGAGGGAAAAUAUUCGCAGACGGGAGUCGCGCAGCAUCCUCAGCAGCAGAGGGAGUCACACCACCAAAUAUCCCAUCCCAGACCACGUCGGCUAAGCCGCGCUGCAGCAUCCUCGGACGUGCCUGCACACCCUGGCAGCAAAGCGUUGGACGCAGGGGCUUGUGAUGUGUGCAGUGUCGUAGCAGGGAGUGACAUAUGUCUCACACACACACACACAUCUGCGUGUCACUCACUCUGACACACCAGUUCUAGCUGAGCAGUCACCAUGAACGCCAGCUUAUCCUGUAGAGAUAUAUGAGGCAGUUUGGGCUUGUCAUGGGGGUGAGCGGAAGCAGAGAGUGACAGAGGAACAGUGAUGCUACUGUUUACAUAACAAGACAUCCACACACACACACACACACACACACACACACAUAGAGGCAAAGGACUGACGCCAACUGACUCACCACACACUCAGAGGCACUGAAUCACACACAAACACACAUAGGCAAAGGUUAUUUUCGAAGGGUCAGGGUGUGUGUGCGGUGUGUUUACGGGCCAAGCUGCGCGAGCGUGCAGGAUACCUCUGAAGGCUCGUAAACGCACACACACACCGGUGACUGCUUCCUCCAAUUCCCAACCCCCCCAGCCGCCCCUGAACACACCAUUAUGUCCGAGCAGAAGAGGAGACGGAGAGCUCCUCCGCCGCACCUCUCCUCUCUCCUCGGGCCGCUCUGCCUCCUCCUCGCCCGCUGCGCGGCGCCCGCUUCGGCGCAGCAGACGGCGCCCGUCGUCUCCACGGCGCAGGGACGCAUCCGAGGCAACCUGACUCCGCUGCCCUCGGACCUCCUGGGCCCCGUCAUCCAGUACCUAGGAGUGCCUUACGCCAGGCCCCCGACCGGAGACCGACGCUUCCAAGCACCUGAGCCGCCCUUACCCUGGCCCGGAAUACGAAACGUGACCCAGUUUGCUCCCGUCUGCCCGCAGUCGCUGGAUGAGAGGAGCAUGCUGGGAGAUAUGAUGCCCUCCUGGCUCACCGCCAACCUGGACAUAGCCGCCACCUACCUGACUCACCAGAGCGAGGACUGCCUCUACCUCAACAUCUACGUGCCCACUGAGGAAGACAUCCACGAGGAGGGGGGGCAGAGGCCCGUGAUGGUCUACGUCCAUGGCGGCUCCUACACAGAAGGCACCGGCAACAUGAUGGACGGCAGCGUGCUGGCGAGCUACGGCAACGUCAUCGUCAUAACCCUCAACUACCGCCUGGGCGUACUUGGGUUUUUGAGUACAGGCGACCAGGCCGCUAAAGGGAACUAUGGCCUGCUGGACCAGAUCCAAGCGCUGCGCUGGGUUAAGGAGAACAUUGCAGCUUUUGGAGGAGAUCCAAACAGGGUGACCGUGUUUGGAUCUGGAGCUGGCGCCUCCUGUGUCAGUCUACUCACCUUGUCUCACUACUCUGAGGAUUUGUUCCACAGAGCCAUCAUCCAAAGCGGCAGCGCUUUAGCCAGUUGGGCCGUCAACUACCAGCCCAGCAAGUACGCCCGACAGCUGGGCGAGAGGGUGGGCUGCGGCAUCGAUGACAGCACUCAGCUGGUGGCCUGCCUCCAGGGCCGCAGCUACCGCGAACUGGUGGAGCAGCACGUCUCUCCCGCCAAGUACCACACGGCGUUUGCGCCGGUGAUAGACGGAGACGUGAUACCGGACGACCCGCAGAUCCUGAUGGAGCAGGGAGAGUUCCUCAAUUACGACGUGAUGCUGGGGGUCAACCAGGGCGAGGGGGUGAAGUUCGUGGAGGGCAUCGUGGACUCUGAGGACGGAGUCACGGCGGAAGACUUUGACUUUGCUGUGUCAGACUUUGUGGACAGUCUGUAUGGAUACCCAGAAGGCCGCGACACUCUGAGAGAGAGUAUAAGGUUCAUGUACACUGACUGGGCCGACCGUGACAAUGCGGAAACAAGACGAAAGACCCUGGUGGCGUUGUUCACAGACCACCAGUGGGUGGCCCCUGCCAUCGCCACGGCAGACCUGCACGCUCAGUACGGGUCACCUACCUACUUCUACUCCUUCUACCACCACUGCCAGAGUGAAGCCACGCCACCCUGGGCAGACUCUGCACAUGGCGACGAGGUUCCCUAUGUGUUUGGCGUGCCCAUGGUGGGUCCUACCGAUCUCUUCAACUGUAACUUCUCCAAGAACGACGUCAUGCUCAGCGCCGUGGUGAUGACCUACUGGACCAACUUCGCCAAGACGGGAGACCCCAACCAGCCUGUUCCCCAAGACACCAAGUUUAUCCACACCAAACCCAACCGCUUUGAAGAGGUGGCCUGGUCUAAGUACACCCCUAAAGAGCAGCUGUACCUCCACAUCGGCCUGAAGCCCCGUGUCAGAGACCACUACCGGGCCACUAAGAUUUCCUUCUGGCUCCAGCUGGUCCCUCACUUGCAUCACGUCAACGAGCUUCUCCAGUCGGUGUCCUCCUUCACCCACAGUCCCUCUCCGCAGGAUGACACUCCUUACUCCUACACGAAGCGCCUGUCCAAGGGCUGGCCUCCGAGUAGCACACGUCACCCGGGCUCCCAAGGAGGUACCCCGCCGCCGCCAGAGUCCGCUCUAGGACAGGGCGGAGGCGAAAACGGCGUUCACGUCCCCAAUGAGGACUACUCGACGGAGCUCUCCGUUACGAUCGCAGUGGGAGCGUCUCUGCUGUUCUUGAACAUCUUGGCAUUCGCCGCUCUUCUCUACAAGAAAGACAAAAGGAGGCUGGAGCAUCGCAGGCCGCGUCCGCUUCCUCCUCCGCGACGGGAUAUCACCGCUGCCGAUGUUGCUGCUCACCUUCAGGGUGAAGGACUGAUGUCAUUACAGGUGAAGCAGCUGGAGUCGGACGCAGCGUCGGCCGACGAGAGGAACAACACCCACCACCAUCACACCUUGGACACGCUGGACGCUCUGGACGGCUUGGACACCCAGGACAUCUACAGCACGCUGGACACCGUGCGUCUCACCUGCCCGCCCGACUACACCCUCACCUUGCGCCGCUCGCCCGACGACGUACCCCUCAUGACCUCCCUGACCCCGGGCUCGCUCCCCGUGACCCCGGGGUCGCACUCAGUGACCCCCGCCACGCCCAUGACCCCCAUGACCCCCGGAUCGGUGGUGGGGAUGAGGAUGGGCCACCCUCACCAGGGAUACACGCACCAUAGUCCGUACAGCAACACGCACUUGCCGCACACACACAUCUCCGCGCACACACACUCCACCACGCGUGUAUAACCGCAGCGAGAAUCUCGCCCCCGAGUGGGACAUAAUUACAACACACACGCUUACACACACACACAUCAAGCAAGUACAAGACUGAAAUACCUCUACUAAUUACCCUGCAGGAUUGUUCCAGAUGGAGGCAGUACAGUAGGAACAGGAGACAAAACAGCUGUGUGGGGAGCAGAUGAAGAACUGGAGAUGCAGUUCUAUGCAUCGCUUUCCACUACCACACCUUCUGCUUUUUUCUAAGCCCCCCAGGAUAAAACAAAGGGGGGGUGGAUCUUGGGGUAAAACUGACCACACACUUAUACAUACACACACAAGGACUCCUGAUGACCACCUGAACAACCUGUGAAAUGUGAAUGUAGCAAUUUUUCUUCUUCUGUUUUUCAACUAAAAAGAACAACCUACAGAAGAGAACAAAAUACAACCGGGGAGAAGAAAAAAAAAAAAAAAAAAGGAGGAAUCUAUAUUUAAAAAGAAAAAUAACCCAUAGCUGAAGGGAAAGUGAGAGAUUGACCAGGGGGAGGGCCAUACUUGCCAACCCUCCCGAUUUUCCCGGGAGACUCACGAAUUUCAGUGCCCCUCCCGAAGAUCUCCCGGGGCAACCAUCCUCCCGAAUUUCUCCCGAUUUCCACCCGGACAACAAUAUUGGGGGCGUGCCUUAAAGGCACUGCCUUUAGCGUCCUCUCUCACCUGAAAAGGAGACUAUUAUAUAUGUCUCCGUUAUCCAUAGGUUUUAUCCACCGUAAUUUUCGGAGUAUAAGUCGCUCCGGAGUAUAAGUCACACCGGCCGAAAAUGCAUAAUAAAGAAGGAAAAAAACAUAUAUAAGUCGCACUGGAGUAUAAGUCGCAUUUUUUGGGGAAAUGUAUUUGAUAAAACCCAACACCAAGAAUAGACAUUUGAAAGGCACUUUUAAAAUAAAUAAAGAAUAGUGAACAACAGGCUGAAUAAGUGUACGUUAUAUGACGCAUAAAUAACCAACUGAGAGCGUGCCUGGCAUGUUAACGUAACAUAUUAUGGUAAGAGUCAUUCAAAUAACUAUAACAUAGAGAACAUGCUAUACGUUUACCAAACAAUCUGUCACUUAAUCGCUAAAUCCCAUGAAAUCUUAUACGUCUAGUCUCUUACGUGAAUGAGCUAAAUAAUAUUAUUUGAUAUUUUACGGUAAUGUGUUAAUAAUUUCACACAUAAGUCGCUCCUGAGUAUCAAUCGCACCCCCGCUCUAUGAAAAAAACUGCGACUUAUAGUCCGAAAAAUACGGUAUAUAUGUCUCCGUUAUCCAUAGGCUUAUCUAUAACCCAUAAAGUAGGCAGGCACGGAGCUAUUUCUCAGCGUGUGUUUAUUCCAGCCGGCACGUUAAUACACUGACACACAACAUCCAGAUUCCCAUCAUGCAUUGCUUCAAAACUACGGCAAGUAGUAAUGUCCAAAAACAUAACAGAGACGAAGCAGAAGAACGAAGAAGAGACAUGGCGACGACGAGUAAGAAGAAGAAGUACGCCUGCAAGUUCCAAAAUGAUUGGAAAAAAAUAAUUUCAGUUCAUCCAGGACAGCUGGAAGGGGAAGGGGUAUGCUGCCUGCACAUUUUGUAGAUCAGACUUCUCCAUUGAACACGGUGGCCGAACGGAUAUACUCAUUCAUGAACGGAUUAUUUAUAUAUAUAAGAAAUACUUGAAAAUAUAUACACCCCCCCACCCCUAUCUCCCGAAUUCGGAGGUCUCAAGGUUGGCAAGUAUGGGUAGGGCGGGGCGGGGGAUUAUAGUAUACCAGCCCUCUGAGAUGCUCCACCUAAGCAUCUCUCCUACCAGCUAUGUGUUUGACUCCUGUAAAUAGAACGGAAAGAUGAUAUAUUAUGAUUUAUAGCAUUUACUUGCAUUGACUUAUUUAACCACAUUAUUGCUUUUCAUUUCCGAUAUUACUCUGUUCUUGUGUAGAUGUCCUGAAGCGAGGCUGGUUGUAUGUCUCCUGUCACCCACUCUGGUAUGUACACUUCAUUUUAAGAGGCUUUCUUCGCUAUAUGCCGCCACUUCAGCCAGCCUCAUGUACUUGUAUACUUGUUUAGUCGCUGAAACAUGGGCAUUUUAAAAAAAAAAAAAGAAGAGAAAAACACCGUCCUGUCUAUUUGUUUUACUACUAGAUGAUGAGAUGUAUUGUGUAGAUAAUGCGACAUUGGUAUGAUGAUUGACCACCAGCCAAACGCCAUUAGCCAUUGAAAUCCCUUCCUCGUCUCCAUCUGCACCCUCACCCAAAACGACUAGCCUAAAAUAUUCCAUGUAGUAAACAACUCAAUUGAUUCAGGGAUAUCUUAAAAACAUUUUUUUAAAUCCAUUUCGCCCCCAAAAAUCUGAAUAUACAGUCAUGGUCGAAAGUUUACAUCUGUCUUGAGUUUCCAAUAAUUUCUACAACUCUUAUUUUUUUGUGAUAGAGUGAUUGGAGCACAUACUUGUUGGUCACAAAAAAACAUCCAUGAGGUUUGGUUCUUUC
This is a messenger RNA of Entelurus aequoreus (snake pipefish), 5878 nucleotides long. Its product is annotated as neuroligin-4, X-linked-like. Gene Ontology annotation, molecular function: neurexin family protein binding; signaling receptor activity. Gene Ontology annotation, cellular component: postsynaptic specialization membrane; cell surface; synapse. The record is from RefSeq and is a predicted model, not a curated record. Gene Ontology annotation, biological process: synaptic vesicle endocytosis; postsynaptic membrane assembly; modulation of chemical synaptic transmission. The coding region runs from base 802 to 3402 and encodes 866 amino acids. The transcript is spliced from 10 exons. NCBI's taxonomy places the organism in Eukaryota, Metazoa, Chordata, Actinopteri, Syngnathiformes, Syngnathidae.